AUGCUUUGGCGCUACGGAAGAUUUCCCUUCAGACGCGGCAGCAAAGAAAGAAUUCAAACAGCUGUCUUCUCUCCUCCUUCUCCUCUGCAGCAGCAGCAGCAGCAGCAACAGCAGCAGCCGCAGCAGCAGAGGCAGCAGAAGCAGCAGCUGCUCGCAAUCGCCGUCGCACCACCCUCACCAGUAACACAAGCAGCAGCAACAACAACACCAGGAGAAGCCUCACCUGCAGCAGCAGCAACAGCAGCAACAGCAACAGCAGCAGCUCCAUCAGCUGCUGAAUUAGCUGCGGAGUAUUCGCUGCUUAUAAGAGAGCUCAGGGAGCUCCUAGCCGAUGAACCCUCUCAACCUGCAGCAGCAGCAGCAGCAGCAGCAGCACCUGCCUCUGCUGCUGCUGCUGCUGCUGAUGUUUUAAGCCGAUUGCAGCAGCAGCAGCAAAAGUUAGCUGCGCGUCUUCUGUUGCUGCAGCAGCAAUUCAAGACUUUGCUGCUGUCUGUACACUGCAACGGACCAGGCGCGGAGGUAUUCGAUGUACAGAGUGACCCGAAGCUACUUUGGCGGCAAGGGCUUCCAGGUGUCUGCAGCAGUGCUGCUUUUAGUGCAGCAGAGCAGCAGCAGCAACUGCAGCAGCAGCAGCAGCAGCAGCGGCUAGCAGUAGGACUGAGCUCUGGGGGGUUGCUGCUGCUGGGGGGACGUGAUGGCUCUCUUAUUGCAUGCAGGAGGAGGCAUGCCCACUUCAGCAGCAGCAGCAACAACAGCAGCAGCAGCAACAGCAGCAGCAGCAACAGCAACACGGAUGCGCAUGCCGUGGAGCAUGCAGCUGCAGCAGAGCAGCAGCAGCAGCAGCACGUGGCUAAAUGGCAGCAAGGAGCUGAGAAAGGGAAGGAUGGGUUAUUUAAUUGCCCCUUGCUGCUGCAGCAGCAGCAACAGCAGCAGCAGCAGCAGGAGAUGCAGCUGCGGCUGCAAGCCUUCAAGGGAGAAGUUAAUAAUUUGCUGCAGCGAAGUCUGCUGCAGAUGGAGUGGCUUGAGACACACCAGCAGCAGCAGCAGCAACAGCAGCAGCAGCAACAGCAGCAGCAGCAGCAGCAGCAGAAUGGGGAUGGAGCAGCAGUUGUUGCGCUGCAGUGGUUUGGCUUAGAUGUGCUGCUGCAGCAAAGUCCUUUCUAUGAUGCUGUUCAUGCUGCUGCUGCUGCUGCUGCUACGCUGCAGCCAGAUCCCCUAUGUAUAUCUGCUGCUGCUGCUGCUGCAGCAAGAGACAUCGUAGGCACCUGCCGCAACAGCAGCAGCAGUGACAGCAGCAGGGAAGGAAGCCGCAGCAGCAGCAGCAACAGCUGCGACCCAGAUGCAGGCGCCCUGCUGCUGCAUGCUGCUCGAUUCAGCAGCAGCAGCAGCAGCAGCAGUUCAAUGCAGUGUCUGCUGUCUGUUGAUGCUGCUGGCUGCUGCUGCUUCUCCUUAGAGGGUUUGCUGCCUCUUGCUGCGCUGCAGCUGCUGCAGUUGCUGCCUCCUGGGGAGACACCCCUGCUGCAGCCCCAAGUGUCUCGCCACUUAUGCUGCAUGCGGCAGCAGCAACAACAGCAGCAACAGCAGUCACAGCUUCAACAACAGCAACAGCAGCAGCACGAGCAGCAGCAGCAGCAGCAGGAACAAAAGUUGCUGCUGCAGUCGCAGGCUUCCCCAGCUAAGAGGAAGAGAGCAGCAACUCCCUCUACCCCUCGGCUGCAGCGGCAGAAUUGCAGCAGCGGCAGCAACAACAACCUAUGUAGCAGCAGCAGCAGCAGCAGCAGCAGCAGCGACAACUGCUGCUGCAGCACAAGAAGCAAAGAAGGAGACGAAUGGAGUGCCAGCAGCCGCUUGACGCCGCUGCGGCGGACUAUGCAGCAUCGAGACAUCUCCCAGCGAGCAGCAGCAGCAGCAGCAGCAGCAGGAAAAUCUGCUGCUGCUGCAACAGCCGCAGCAGCAGCAGCAGCAGCAGAAGCUGCGCGUACACCUGAUGCAUCGCGCCACAGCUGCCUUCUCUCAGAGUCGCAUUCCUUUCGAUCUGCAGCAGCUGCUGCAGGAGGUGCUGAGACUGCAGCAGCAGCAGCAACAGCAGCAGCAGAAGAUAAGCAGCAAACAUUUGCUGCUUCUGCCCCCCUAAGGCUGCUGCUGCAGCAGCAGCAGCUGCAAGUCCAAUCUGUCUCUCUGUGGCCUUCUCUUGACUGCCUUGCAUUUCUGCUUGCACCCACUGCUGCUGCUGCUGCUGCUCCCGCUGCUGCUGCUGCUGCUGCUGCAGGCAGCUGUGGGGGAGAUUCAUCGGAGAGCAGCAAACUGAGGUGCAGCAAGCAAGUCCUUGGUUAUACACAAAAAAGGGAAGCAACAGCAGCAGCAACAGCAGCAGCAACAGCAGCAGAAUCUGUGAGCUCAAGCCGAGCUUCGGAGGAGCAGCAGCAACAGCAACAGCAGCAGCAGCAGCGUGAUGGCUUCUUGCUGCUGCUUUCUGUCCCUCAGCUGCCUGCGUUACUAAGAUUUAUUCCUGCUGCGCUGCUGCUGAUGGAGGCAGCAGCAGAUGAUAUUGCUUUUGCUGCUGCAGGGCUGCAGCAAGUACAGGGCUUGUGGGGUGCUGCUGUUGCUGCUGCUGCUGCUGUUAUUGCUAACACUGCUGCUGCUGCUGCUUCUGCUAGGACACCUUCCUCCCCUUUCCUUUUGCGGCAUCGAGUCGGUGCAUUCAGGACGCAGCAGCAGCAGCAGCAGCAGCAAAAUGCUGCAGCAGGGCAGCAGCCGGGGCUUCCUGCUGCUACAGAUGCUCCCGAGCCAUUGGCAGCGGCAGCAGCAGCGGCAACAACAGAAGCAGGUGCUGCUGCUGCUCCUAGUACUAGUUUUGCUGCAGCAGAGGCGGAGGGCUCCCCAAUUGAUUCAUGCUCGAACCAGCAGCAGCAGCAACAGCAACAGCAACAGCAGCAGCAGCAGCAGCAGCCGCACUAUCCAGAGCUGCCACCCUGCAGUCGCGCGACUGGAAGUAUCUCUGGCAUGGAGUCUCUUCUGCCCACCACGCGCUCACAGUUGCUGCAGAUGACAAUAGUGCUGCAGCACAGCGUGCUGCCAGCAAUAGCACGAUCUAGACUAUGGACAGAUGCAGCAGCAGCAGCAGCAGCAGCUGUUGCUGCUGCUGUUGCUUCUACUGCUGCUGCUGCUGCUGCUGCUGUUAGUUCUGCUCCUGCUGAGUUUGCUUCCACGAGGACCAAAGAGUGUUCUGCAGCAACACCAGCAGCAGCAGACUCAGCAGCAGAGGAAACAGCAACAGCAGCAGCAGCAGCAGCAGCAGAUGCAGCAGCAGCAGCAGCAGCAGCAGCAGAAGAUGCUCGUCAGUUAUCAUCAAGGGCUGAGAGGGAGACAAGACGUUUGCUGCUGCAGCUGAAGCAACUGCAGCAAGACAUUAGACAUAUCAGGCAACAAAUGACGAAGGGUUUCUCCUUGAAUGGAGGAGCUGCUGUUGCUGCGCUGCAGCUGCCUGAUUUUGCUGCUGCUUCCCCUGCACAGUUGCUGCCGGUGUCUCCUGCUGCUCUUGCGGAUGCUGCUGCUGCUGCUGCUGCAGCAGCAGGAAGGAAGCAGCUGCAGCAUCACAGCUUCCCCCUUCCUCACAACUCUGGUGGAUUUGCAGUCUGGUGGGCCGCCGCUGCACCCGCCGCAGCAGCAGGAGCAGCAACAGCAGCAGCAGCAACACCAUCAGAAACACCGGCAGCUGCAGCAGCAGGAGCUGCAGCAGCAGCAGCAGGGGAACACUCUCCUUCAGCGCCGUCGUGGGUCUCGCGAUGUUGUAUUGAUGUUUCUGCUGCUGUUGCUGCAGCUACACGUGUACACAGCAGCAGCAGCAGCAGCAGCAGCAGCAGCAAUGGUGGCAGCAACUGCGGAGGGUUCCCCGCGGCGUGGAUAGACAGCUGGCAGUUGUCCUUUGGCGCACAGGAGAGCAGCAGCAGCAGCAGCAGCAGCACUCCAACCACUACCAGCAGCAGCAACAACACUACCAGCAGCAGCAGCAGCAGCAGCAGCAGCAGCAGCAGCAGCAGCAGCAGCAGCAGCAGCAGCAGCAUGCCUGGAGAUUCUUCUAGUUUAUGUGUGUCGCCUCUGCAGGACAUUUUUGCUGUUAGUCCUACAGAAGUCUGUGCUGCAGCAACGAGUGGAAACGAUCCGCUGCUGCUGCUGCUGCAGGUUCAGCAGCAGCAGCAGCAGCAGCAGCAAAUGCAGCUACUGCAGCAGCAGCAGCAGCAGCAGCAGCAGCAGAUGCAUGCAGUAGUGAGGAGACUGGAUGGGUUUUGCGGUUUGCAUCGUUUUGCUCCAAACGACCUUCGGCUGUCAAUUGAAUCAAAGACAAAUGGAGAUGCACGGAGUAGAAACAACACAGAACAGAAACAGCAGCAGCAGCAGCAGCAGCAGCAACAGCAGCAGCAACAGCAGCACCAGCAGCGACAGCAGCACCAGCAGCGACAGCAGCAGCAGCAGUGA
Molecule: messenger RNA, 4476 nt
Organism: Eimeria maxima
Lineage: Eukaryota; Apicomplexa; Conoidasida; Eucoccidiorida; Eimeriidae
Exons: 8
Coding region: 1-4476 (1491 amino acids)
Source: RefSeq, a predicted model, not a curated record